Molecule: messenger RNA, 408 nt
Organism: Monascus purpureus
Lineage: Eukaryota; Fungi; Ascomycota; Eurotiomycetes; Eurotiales; Aspergillaceae
Source: the annotation of a GenBank genome assembly
AUGCGGUCACUACAAAUAGCAUCCCACACGGAUUUGACAUCCCCAUGCUCGACCCCCACUGCAACGAGAGACCCGGCACAGCACCCCCAUCUCAAACCUCUUCCAGGUGUCCAAGAAGCUUUCCCACAACCCCACACCCACAAUGUCGGAGGCGCUGAUCAGUAUCGCUAUGGGAGCGAUGCUAUCAGCGUGCUUUUGCAUCAAAGCUUCUGGCGUCUCGACGACGGGCGUGCUGCCGAUGUUGAACAGCUUGACGGUUUAGACAUGUGGGUUGAGCGCUGUGAACCAGUCCUUCGUGCACGGCUUCCAAAGUCCAUUAGGACGACGCGAGUCGAGAUGUUCAAUCCCAGUAUCUUUACGAGAUCGUCUGCAUCCGCGGAUGCAUUAUACUGCAGUACCCUGUCGUAG